This is a messenger RNA of Glycine soja, 1602 nucleotides long. Its product is annotated as altered inheritance rate of mitochondria protein 25-like. The record is from RefSeq and is a predicted model, not a curated record. The transcript has 11 exons. Bases 175 to 1224 code for a protein of 349 amino acids. Gene Ontology annotation, molecular function: phospholipid scramblase activity. Gene Ontology annotation, biological process: plasma membrane phospholipid scrambling. Gene Ontology annotation, cellular component: plasma membrane. NCBI's taxonomy places the organism in Eukaryota, Viridiplantae, Streptophyta, Magnoliopsida, Fabales, Fabaceae.
UAUUAUUUUAAUGGGGCAACAGCACAGAAGUGAAAUACUUUUCUGAUACCGGCUACAAUGAUUCCAAACCAAUUGGAUUUGAUUUUUUGUUGGGAACCGAUUUUUGCGCACCCCUAAAUUGUAAAAUUGUAUUUCUUUGAACAUCAGUCCUUGGUGCUGCAAUUUUGGUCGAAGAUGAAGAAUUGGUCGAAGGAGGGUUGGAGGUGGCUAUCUAAGAUUGAUUUUCACGGAAAUGUUGCUUCGAAGGUGAUCGUGACUCGCCGAUUUGGAAGCGGCGUUAACGGUGGAAAGGAAAAUGAAAUGGAUGUUCACAAGUUGACGAGGGAGUUCCUGGUAAAGCUUUGGGUUGAUGAUAGAAAAAUGAGAAACCCUAGAGACAGAGUUAAAUCAUUCGGAGGUUAUGGUGACCCCAGGUGGUUUUCCGCUACAUCUGCUGUCCCCAGGAGACCUAAACGACGUGCCGUUUUGAAGCAGCCCCCUAUUAGUCAAUCUGUCUCUGACUUUUUUGAUCCGCAGUCUCCCGAAGAGGCCAAGGUAGCACCGCUGCUUGCCAGGUCCAACUUGCUAAUUACCAGAGAUAUCGAGUGGGCAAAUCUUGUACUAGGCUUUGAACAGGAAAAUCGAUAUGCCAUUGUAGAUGCUUGCUACCCUCAGUCGCCCGUAGGUUUUAUUCGUGAACAGAGCAACAUCAUUGCCAGACAGUUGCUUCGUCUUAGGCGGCCAUUUGUUGCAUACAUAACUGAUGCCUUGGGGAACGAGCUCUUUAGGGUUCGCAGACCCUUUUGGUGGAUAACAAGCUCAAUUUAUGCAGAAAUUGAUGGUAAGGAAGUUGGAGUAGUUCACAGGCGAUGGCAUCUUUGGAGGAGAAUCUAUGAUUUGUACUUGGGGAAUAAGCAAUUUGCUGUGGUUGAGAAUCCUGGCUUAUGGAAUUGGACAUUCACAUUGAAAGAUAUUAAUGGUGAGGUACUUGCUCAAAUAGAUCGUGAUUGGAGGGGUUUUGGCUUUGAGAUUUUGACUGAUGCUGGUCAGUAUGUGAUUCGAUUUGGGAGUUCUGAUCCCAGCUCCAAGAUUGGCCUUGCUAGUGCAAUUGAAGACCUGGAAGUCAGUCGCAAACUGACCCUUGCAGAGAGAGCUGUAACUGUAGCUCUUGCUAUAUCACUAGAUAAUGACUACUUCUCAAGACACGGGGGCUGGGGACUACCCUUCUUUGUUGCCGAAGAGUAAAUUUGAUUUGACAGACAGUGUAAUCUGGUUAUCGACUGCCAAUGUAGUCCCUGAAGCCAUUCUCUGCCAAGUAGCUUUUAAAAAUUGAAGGUGUUCUAAGCUAAUACCAAUGUUGACUCUGUUUCCAUACUCUUGAUAGCUGCAGUGGGGUCCAUUUAUUCAUGUAACAAAAUCAAAAUUUUAACUCUGCUAUUUUUGCCUGUUGUUGAUUCCUUUUGCUGGAUGGCAAGGGAAUGAGAUAAUUAUUCCUAUGUUAUUGCUUUGUUUGUUGGGUAAAAGUAGAUUAAGAUGCAUUUUUAUUCCUUGUACUCUCAUCAGAGUUUCAUUUUGCUCCCUAUGAAAAUUAAAGCACAGCUACUGGGACAUUUGAUCUUUGAA